AUGCUGGCGGCGGCUGCGGCAGCUUCUGCGGCGUUUGCUCGUUCCAGAAUCGCUCAAGAACGUCGUGCUGCCAAUCGUGAUCGUCGCGAACUACAACAACAAGCCAAACAUCGCAUACGCUUCCUGAACCUGAACUACCCCCAGCACUUGUGCUUCUUCUUCUACAUGUGGUGCUUGCGCGUGGUCCAAGCGGGCAGCGGUGGCAGCGAGGAGGAGACGAAGGCGGAGGAGCGGACGGGAACGCACAGCAGAAAAACAAGAACCCCACGCAAUGAUGUGGAGAAUCGACGUUUUGCUGCAGAAUUGAGGCUCGCAGCAUUGCAGUGUGUUCUCCAGCGCUCUGCCAUCAUGCGCUUAUUGACGGUGUUGGUGCAGGCAAUUGAUAUAGAUGACAACGGCUUCAUCACCCGGGACGAAUUUGAUGAGUGUCUGAAGCAGGAAAAGUUCAUGGCGUUCUUCCGGGCCAUCAAGUUGGACUAUCGCGAUGCACAGCUUCUGUUUGACCUCUUGGAUUCAGACCAGAGUGGAAAGGUCACGGUGGACGAAUUUAUCGAUGGCUGCGCAAAACUGCAGGGUGAAGCAACUGCUUUGGAAACAAAAGUGCUUCACCUGGAGGUACAAAUGGUCAGGCGCCAACUGGAAAAACUUGUCGCAAUAAGUGGUGGAACAGGCAGUUUUUUCUGCACAUCCAGUUUAGCGGUUCCCACCAUCAAAAAUUCCCCGAGUGGCGGGAAUUCUCCAUGA
Molecule: messenger RNA, 744 nt
Organism: Cladocopium goreaui
Lineage: Eukaryota; Dinophyceae; Suessiales; Symbiodiniaceae
Source: the annotation of a GenBank genome assembly